Molecule: messenger RNA, 1083 nt
Organism: Bacidia gigantensis
Lineage: Eukaryota; Fungi; Ascomycota; Lecanoromycetes; Lecanorales; Ramalinaceae
Exons: 2
Coding region: 1-1083 (360 amino acids)
Biological process (GO): inositol phosphate biosynthetic process
Cellular component (GO): nucleus
Molecular function (GO): ATP binding; inositol-1,3,4,5,6-pentakisphosphate 2-kinase activity
Source: RefSeq, a predicted model, not a curated record
AUGACAACAGCAGCCCUCGACCCCAACGUCCACCUCACCUACCUGGCCGAAGGCGCCGCAAACAUCGUCUACAGGAUCCAUCCGCCUCUUAUUACCAGCAUAGUCAAUCCUACGAGCCCAAGCACGCCGCCUUCAACAGAACUCGAAUCAUACGGUCCGUCAACACCACCGCCUACAGAAGUCCCAGAACCAUCUUCCCCAGACCUCUAUAAAGGCCACCUCCUCCGCCUCCGUAAAUCCGCUGCCUCUUCCGUCCCGGUCCAAGAAUCCCACGUAGCCUUCAUAACGAAGAUCGCGCCUCUGUUCCCCGCCGAGAGUCUCGUUUCCCAGACGCUGAUUGUCCUUCCACCAGGGCUGCUUAAGCGUCUGAACUCUGAGCUUCGUGGCUUAGACGGGGUGGGGACGAGGGCGACGAAACGUAGAGGCACUUAUCUGGAUGAAGAAGAGGAGUAUGGCCGGCUGGUGGGAGAUAUGACUGGCGAUGGCAAUGGCGAUGGCGAAGGGGAUUGCGUAGCCUUAGAGUUCAAACCGAAAUGGCUCGUGCAGUCGCCCACUGCGCCGAAAGAGGCGAGGAGAUGCAGAACGUGCGCUUUGAGUGCCAUGAGGAUCGCGGCAUCCUCUCGAGGGACAGCGUGGAAAGGAGUGUGUCCACUGAAACUGCUGGCUGGGAAUAUAGAAUCCGCGAGGGAGGCAGUAGAUAUUAUCCUCAAAAGCAGAGCCGCGGAUGAAAGGGUGAGCACUAGGCUGGUGGAAUUUAUAUGCACGAACGAGUUGGUUAAGAAGUUGCGACAAUUACAGGAGCAGUGGGAUCGGCAGGGCGUGCUGGGAAGGAGAGAGGUGGAUGAGGACUUGAGCAUGGCUAUGACUGUGAGGGAUUGUACGCUUUUUUUGAAGAUACCCACGAAUCCAACCAUGCCAAUCGAGGCACGUCUCGGCGACCUCGAUCUCAAGCCCACCACGAGGGAGAAACUCCUGUAUUGGCAAAACAUCGAGCGGCGCUUGAUCGACGAGGGAUGGUAUACUACGACUGAAAAGGGUCCCGCUAUGGGAAGGAAUCACUGUCGACUUGCUGAGACAUGCUAG